Molecule: messenger RNA, 20457 nt
Organism: Brassica rapa (field mustard)
Lineage: Eukaryota; Viridiplantae; Streptophyta; Magnoliopsida; Brassicales; Brassicaceae
Product: phosphate transporter PHO1 homolog 1
Biological process (GO): cellular response to phosphate starvation
Cellular component (GO): membrane
Source: RefSeq, a predicted model, not a curated record
AUUUUGUUUGUAAAACUAUUUAUUAAAUUUAUUUUCAAAAAUAAUAAAGGGUGUUAUAGGAAAAUAUGACACAAAAUAUAGAUUAGUCUAAAGGGACAUAGUUACCAUUUUUUUGCUUUAAAAAAAACAGUUUUCCCUUUUUUGUUUUAGGCGAAUCUUUUGUUGUAGUCUCAUCCUCAAUAAAAGCUGAGUGUAUUGUUAGUCUUUUUCUUGAUUGAGUUUGGAUUAGGAAAACUUCUAAUUAUUGAUCAGAUCCUCCUCAAAGUAACUCUCUAUGCUUUUACUCCAAUAUCAUCUCUCUCGAGUUGAAAAUAGUUAUCUUAAUCGACUAAUAGCGCGCAUGUUCAAAUGUAAAUUUUUAGUGGAGCCUGGAUAUUUUCGAGAUAUGAUUUACAGGAAACAUGGAUGAACUUUGUAAGAUCGUUGAUGAGAUUUGAAGAUGAGUGAGGAAGGUGACCGUAGUGAGCUGCUCAGUUUGCAUUAGAAUAUGGCGAGGAACCAAGCUUCAUUUUGACAGACAACAUAAAUACAUGAGGCAUAUGGCGGAGGAGUCAAAGGAGAUGAAGUUUUCACAGUGAUCAGAAGCUUUGUUCGUGCAUGAAGAACACAUAUUGGGUCUUGCUUUAUAAACCUGAUGUUUAUAUCUGUAAUGGUCCAUUGGGCUUUUCCUUGAUGGAAGUUCGCCGACAAAAGAUAUUUUUAUUGUUUUUGUUUUCAUUUUAUAAAAGAUAACUGCAAUUGAUUCAUAAUAAAUAUCAUUUUUGACAUAUUUUCUAUAUAAAAUAUCACUGUAGAAAUUCAAUAUAGUUUUAUUUAUUUUGUAGUUAAUAUUCACUGCAAAAUCAUUAAUUUUCUAUAAUUUUAUUUCACCAGUGGAAAUCUCAGCUAUAGCCACGAAAUAACUACGAAAAUUCGUGGAGAAGCCAAAAAAUAAUACAAAAUACCACAAAAUUAAAAAUGUAGCAAAUUUACAAAGCUAAGAAAAUACUACAAAAAAACCAUGAUUUAGAGCCUGACUGGUUUAAAACGCAGCGGUUGUGGUUGUGGGUACGGAAGUUUGCGGAUGCGAGUGGUUGCGGUUUAUGGCAUUAUUAAGCGUUUUGUAUGACUGGUAUAAUGUUUAAAAAUUAUUGCGUUUACAGAUCAUUUUGACUGGUUUAUCCACCCACAGAUACACCAAUUAAUUAAUAAAAUAUAUUUAAAAGAAAAAAAUAUUAUUAAACUGAUAAAUUUAAAAUCCAACGGCGAAAUAAUAAUUAAUAAUUAAAAACAUAUAUAUAAUCAUAUACUGGUGAUUUAGAGAAUUUAAACAAUAAAACAUAAAUCAUAAAACAACAAAACUGUUUAGGGUUGCAUGAUUUCAAUGGAUUGCAACAAAUUAGGGUUAACGUGAUUGUUAAAUAUAUGUAUAUAACGUUGCCUAAAAAAUAAAAUAAAGUAGUUGUACGUGAUUGUGAUUAGUGAUAUAUGAAAUCCAAAUCUAAUUUUUUUUAUCCAACCGCAACCGCCCGCAACCGCAAACACUUGCGGGAAGGAGCUUUUGAUUUUGAACGGUACAAAGUGGUUCGAAGCGGUACAAAGCUAGCGGUUUUAUGUGAUUGUUUUGAAACGCCAUAAACUGCUACCAACCGCAAAAACUGUUUUUACGGGUGAUAACGGGGAAACCAGUCAACUCCUUAGUCACAAAUUUGUUUGGUAGCUAUUUAUAAAACAUUCACGGUUUUGCCUUGAAUUUUUGGUAACUAUUUGGAACCCUAAAUCUUAAACGAACUUUUAAACCCCAAACUCUAAAGAAAAACCUUAAUAAUUUAAUAUUUUCAUACUUUAACUUUAAAUCUGAAAAUGAAACUCAAAAUUUAAUCUUUUAUUAAUCUUACUGUAACGCUUAAACACAAAAUUGAAAUCUUCAAUCAAGACUUAUACCUUAAACCUUAAACUUAAAACAUAAACCAUGCAUCCAAACUCUAAAUAAAAUUUAAAUAUAAAUUUUUAAAAAUUUAACCACAAAUCUUAAACUUAGUUUUCAAAACUAAUAUUUUAACUUUAACCCAAAAUCUUAAAUCUAAACCCUAAAUCUCAUAUUCCGACCUCAUAUUAAAUCACAAAACUAAACAUUACAAUUAAUCAUUAAAAAUAAUUAUAAACCAUAAACUCUAAAUUUUAAAUUUCCAACUUUUGUAACCAUAACAUUAAUUUCUUUAAAUUUACACUUCAUUUAUAAGACUAAAAUACAUAAAUAAUUAAAAACAUUGAAUUUUAAAUGUUAAGUAGUAAAAUUGUCUCUCAUUAGUCACUAGGAUAACAAGGAUCAACAUUUUGCACCAUUGAUAGAGAUCUAAUGGAUCUAAAUUAGCUAAUAUUUCUUUAUUUUAUUAUUUUAUUAACUUUCUUUAUACAUGCAUAAAUUUGACUUUUACAUAGAACACUUCUAGAGAAUUCUGAUAUGAGUAGAUUUCUAAAAAAAUCUUUUUAUUAUCGUAAGAAGUUUGCAUAGGUUAAUUUUUCGAUUGACCAUGUUUAACCUUUUAAAAACAGUCUUUUGGAGAAGUAUACUAUGAGAAGACUUCCUAAGACUUCUGCUUACAAAACAAAGGGAUCAACCAAAAUCUCAAACAAAAAAAUAGAGAAAACUUCUCGAGAAGUGAUAUGAUUCUGGAGCUGACUAGGAUCUUAUCAAGAAGUCUCCUCAUGGUAGAUUUUUCUGAAAGUUUUCUCAUAGUAGACUUUUCUAGAAGUCUUUUAUGAAAAGUCAAAUUUCUGCAAGAUUUCGGUCAGUUACCAAACUAACCUCGCUUUUACAAAGACUUCUCAAGAAGUCAACUCAAUUUUUUUUUAUUAAAAAUAAAAAUUCGUAGACUUUUCUAGAAGUCUUCUAUGAAACUUUUUUAAAAAAUAGCUGAAAAACUAACAUAUCUGUUGAUCAAAAGACGUAUGAAGAAUUUUUCUUAUGUGAGAUCUGAAAAUUUUGAACAUAUAUCCUAUGACAGUUCGUAUUUAGCUUUUCCAAUCACCCAAAACUUCUUAAUGAAAGGUAUUGUCUCAUUUCUGAUCAAGAAUCAUCAAACUUGAGUAACUUUACUGUAAAUGUAAUCUUGAAAUCCAUAAUUUUGAAACUUAAAGAUGAAAUAAGAGAGUAUAUUCAAGAUAAAUGAUUUGUGUCUGUGAGAAAUGAGAUUAAGAUGUAUAAACGAUUUCUAGUGCAUUUAAAGCUUGAUUUUUGUUGUUAACGGUGGUAGAUGAUAGUGAAUACAAUUGCAUUUUCGUAAAUAAUUGAUGAAGAUGAGGAUAUGAGUAAAACUAACAUAUUUCGAAAAUAGAUAAGUAAUAAUAUUUUUGUGAAUAAGUUGGAUUUUUACGGUGAAUAGAGCGAAACAAAAAUUACAAAAAUCCUAGUUUUGUAUUCUACCACAAAAUUUAAGUCAUUUUUGGAAAAAGCCCUUAACUCAAAUAACAAAAAGUUAACUUAAUCUAAUCAUAAAUUAAGUAGAAUUUUAAACCACAAAUUUUUGGUUUUAUAACAUAAAACCUAAAUUAAUUAGUAACCAGAUCAAUCUAAUCAUAUUCCAUUUCAUUAGGGUAGAAUUCCGAAAACCAAUUUUCAUUUCAUUUUGGUAGAAUCUAGAAAACCAAAAGACAAAAUCUGAUCUUACUUACCCGAAGUUACAGCCUAAUGUUGUUGUACAUCAAGAAAGGGUUCCCAAAGCACAAAGGACAACAUUACGUAACAAAUUAAAUUGAAAACUCUUAAAAGCCACAGCCAAUGCUGACAUGUUAAAAAUAAUCUUGCAAGUUCAGGUGUAAAUAAAAAUAUAUGUUUUGGUACCUCAUAUGAUUUUUUUAUAACAUACAAGUUUUAAGUUUUUCAUGUUAGUUUGAUCCAGCUUUCAAGAUAUCAUAUCACUUGAUAAAUGGUAAUAUUUAUGUAAUUAGGAUACUAAAGGUUUAAGGUAUGUUAUCCGUUUCCCCGUUUAACGAUACACAUUUGAUUUCUUUGUAUUCUUUAUAUUUUAACAGAAUUCAGUUAGCAGUAUCAAAAUGGAGAAAUAGUGAGCUAACACUGACGCACGAACAGAUAUUGUGAAGAUGAUACUUACUGCUCCAAAUGAUUGAAUUCACUGUGCCUUUUCUCUCUUUUUGUCAAAUUGCAGUUUUUGUUUGUUGUGCAAUCACAACCCUAUAUUUUACAUCUUUAAUCUACAUCUAAAUUAUAUUUAUUGGUGAAAAAUCUGUAAUGAAUGCCAAACUUUUUUAGCUUUUACACGAUUAUGUAUUGUCAUAUGUUUUGCCUUUAAAAUAAGUCAUUUGUUAAAAUGAUUUAAAACUUGAAAAUAUACGAGAAGCACUUUUACAAUUAGCUUCCACUUACACGUCAAAAUUACAUAAAUUAUGGUUGUUUACUGCAGGUUAAAAACUAUGAUUUCACGAGACCAAAAUUUAUUAAAUGAUUUAGCAUCAAAUAAUGGCUGGCGUCACUGGCCAUGAAAACAUAUCCUUUCUCUGUUUUAUAAUAAGUGCCAUUUAGACACAUUUCAUGCAUAUUAAAAAAACUAACAAAAUAUACUAAUCUAUUCUUAUUUAUUAUACAACUAUUUAAAAAACAAAUAGUUUAACUAAAUAUCUAUUGGUUAUUUAAAAAAGUAAAAAUGAUUUAAUGUGAAAACUUGCAUUGGAAAUAUAGAAUACCACUUAUUUUGAAACAAAAUAUAUAGCUAAAAUGACAUUUUGAAACCGAAGGAGUAUUACAUUUUUCACAUAUUUACCGAAUAAUUUUAUCAUCCUUCAUUUUGAACAAAUUUGUGACAUAAUUAUUCAAAUAAAUUCAUAGAUUUAUUAAUAAUUUGUGAAGAGAAUGUGUAAUAUAAAAUUUAAAAUAAAAUAAAAUAGUAUGCAAUUUAUAUUACUAUAAAUACAGAAUAGUAAAACUACAUAAUAUUAUCAUAUACACAUUAUUCAAUCAUAUUCAUAUAUCACAUAAUUAUUCAAAUAAAAUAAAUAGAUUUAUUAAUAAUUUGUGAUGAGAAUUUGUAAUAUGGAUUGCAAAUAAAAUUAAACGGUGUGUAACUUUAUAUUUACUAUAAUUACAAAUAAUAGAAUUAUAUAGUAUUAUCAUAUACACCAAAACAUUAAGCAAAAUAAAGUAUACACCAAAACAUUUUGAUGUCUUAUUAAAUUAGAUUUUGUUAAAAAGAUCAACGUUUUUAAAGAACGGAUUAGAUUUUUUUUAAAAAUAUUGAUGUAUGUGAUUGGGGGCGAAUGCAUUCACAGUAUGUGGAUAACAUAAUUUUUGAUGUCACAAAUAUAAGAAUGAAAUUAAUAUGCAAAAAGAUUUACAGCAGAAUUAUCCUCGGCAUUAUACUAAAAAGAUAAGGCAUAACCUUCUCCUAGUUUUUUUUUUUUUUGAUAAAACCUUCUCCUAGUAUUUCUAAAUUAAAUAAAUUAAACAAGAUACAAUGCCAAAACUCAAAAAAGUAUAUAUUCAUAUUCGUGAUACUUUCGUUCGUUAUAAUAUACAAAGGAUGUAUAUAUAUUUUUAAUGAUGAUUAACUGAUUCUUUUGUCCUGUUACAGUGAUUGAUUCACAUGUCGUUCUAAUCAAGAACAUUCAACAAAAGACACAUGAUCCUAUUUACUUUCCUCCUAAAUUGACGAAACAGUUUUUUUUUUCCUUUUUGAAAAAACGAAACAGGUUUUUUCAUAGUACUAAUUUGUUAACUAAUAAGAUUCUAUUGACCAAUAAAAAAACAAAGUAAUACACGUUCGAAAAGCAUGUCGAGGUUAGGAUAAAAUUGCAAUAAUUAUAAUAUUUAUGGAAUUUUUUAUUAUAAAUAGUAUUUUGGUCCAAAGUGAUUGUCAAUAAAAAUCCCCUAAACAUUAUUUACCAAAUAAUUUGUACAUUUCUCAUCAUUACAAUCACUUUUAGAAAAAAGUGACAUGGUUUUGAAAAAUGUGACAUGGCAUUAAUCUAAUUAUGACAUAUAAAAUUUUCUUUAUAAACUUUUAUAUAUAUUUGGUAAGAUUUUUUAAUAUGGUAAUAAUUAACUAUUAACUUCUGUAUCAUCAUUAAUUCUAAUUUUCUAUAUAAUUAUUUAUUUUGACAAGACUAGUAUAUAUUAAGCAAAUUACUCAUAUAUCACUAUUAAAUUAAUAUAUAUUACAUUAAUAAAAAAUAAUCGUAAAUAUAGUUAAGGAUAUAAUUUUUUACAUGAACUUAUAUAUCAUAUUUUAUAAAUAUACAUUUUAUCAAAAUUAAUUGUAAAUGUGCAUCAACAAAUACAAAAUUAAAGCAAAAUUCGGUUCAUUAAAGUAAUUAACAAAUUGAAUUUUUUCAGUUUAACAUAUUUUAAUUAAAAAUAACAAAAAUUUAUUAGAUUAUAUAUAUAUUUUUAAACUAAGUGGUAAGAGAUAUAUUUAGAAUAAAUAAUAAUUAAAUAUAAUAUAAUAUAACAAAAAAAUUAUUUUAUAAAAUAAAAUUUUAACUUUAUUAAAAUUUAAAUAAAAUCAAAUUGAAGUAGUUAAACCAAAUCAAAAGAAAUAAGACUACACAAAAUUUAAAUUAUUAAAGUUAAAAUAUAAAAAUAAUUAUGUUCAAAUUUAAAUUUUUUUUAAAAAUAAAAAAAAUUACAUAAAAUUAUUGUUUUUGGGCAUGGCGCAGAAAACUCAUAGUUCAAAAGUAUUAAUACAUAAUUUUUACUAGGCACUUAUUCAAAAUCUUAACAUAUUUUCUGAUUACAUUAUAAAUACUCUCUGUUCUUUAUAUCUAUUUUGAAUAAUUCGAUAAGAUAUGUGUACAUGCUGUGCAUAUUUAAAAAAAAAUAACAUUAAAAAUAAAAAGUACCACAGCGAUUUUUGGAUCAAUUUUAGUCGAGCCAAGUGUUGCUUUGUUAAAAGCCUAAAUGAAAUCAUUCAUGUGGAUAUACCUCCUUUUCUGAGUCAUUUGAAACAGACGUAAAACUAAUUAAGAUUCCACGUUAAAAUAUUAUACAAUCAUCAAUAGAAAAUUAUAAGUUCUUUUUUUUUUGAGAGAGGCAAAUUCUAAGUUAUUAGGAGGGAUGUUUCAUACUUAUUUUUUGCAAAAUUUUGGAGGGAUGUUCCAUACUUCCAUCAAGAAAAUAAUAUCAAGCUUCAUUGUUAUUGAUCCACGGCUUUUUUUUUAUCCACAAUUUUGCAAUAUUAGUUUGAUAACCUUUUCAAGCUAAGACUAUAAUAAACAUGCAACUAUCAUGUAUAUUUACUAAAGAAAUAUACAACCUUCUCAUUUUAUAAUGAUAUAUUGUCAAUACUAAUAUAUUGACUAAUAUUGUAAGAUUUCUUUACCAUGCAACUACAAUUCUGUAUUUACUGAUACAUAGUUGUAUUUGAAAUACUAAUAAUGUAUGCAUAUAUACAUAUACUAUGUAUUUACUAAACAAAAUUGACAGGGGAACAUAUAAAGACUUUAUAUACAAUACAUGCAUUAAUAAUGAAUAGUAUCUUGGAAAUUGUCCAAACACAUGGAAUUUUUUUUUGAAAACAAAACCCAUGGAAUUGGUUCAAGUAGAAAGACAUCCCAAUCACAAAAUACCUCCAAACCAACCUUUUUCUCUAGCGGGUUGGCAGAGGAUAUUCUCUUCUCAAAAAUGAUUCAAAGAUAGUUGAUUCGUAACAAACGGUUUGUAAGAAUCCGAAUCCAGAUACAGGCAACGGAAGACUUCAUUAUAGUCUAUCGCUGCCUAAAUUGAAAGCAUAUGCUAAGACAUAUACUAAUUAAUUUAUCCAUCGUUGUUGCUCUUUUUGAGCUGUGUAAGUAAAUUCUUGUAGUGUGUAUUACUAUUUAAUAUAUAACGUAGAAUUGCACGUUGGCAAAAGUUAUAGAAAACAAAAAAGUCUUGGACAUACACGUACUUUCCUGAGAGGUGGCUAGCUAAGUAAGUAUAUAUUCUAUAGUAUAUGUAGAGAUUUUUGUUAUUGUUAACUGCGGUGUGGAUUCGUAACAUUCGAAGCCUAAAUGUGCUUAUGAGCUCGCUAAUUUAAAUUAUUAUAGCAUUGACUUUUGAUGUAAUCAUUCGUCAGCAAUUCCAAAUAGUUUUAACAUAUAUGAUAUAUAUUAAAAUAUAUUUAAAUUUUUAUAAAAAUAGUUACAUUUAUAUAUCUCUAUAUACAUGUUUUUUCUAUAUACAUGUUUUUUAUUUUGAUGGUUAUAAUAAAUUAUAUAAUAUCGCUCAUGUUUUCCUAUUGCACGAGUGGUUAACAUCUCAUCCAAAAAUACAAUGUUCUGAUCUGAAAUUUACUUGUAAAAUGCGUCAGAGGCAGAUAGAAAUUAUUCGAAGAUCGAGAGAAGCGCAUUUACAAGUAAACUAAGACCAGAACAUUGUUUUCUUCUAGUUUCAAAGGAGAAAUUAUCCUUUUUCUCUAUUUUUUCUACUUUUUCUAGUGUUGAAAAACUACUUGUGAGUUUCCAAAAAAAAAAAAGAAGAAAAACUACUUGUGAAAUUAUUAAUAAUACUGCUCUAACAGAGUAAUGAUGAUGUUUUUAGAUGCCAGAAUACAUUAGAUCUAAGAAGUCAAACGAUUUCAUCUUUUAACGAAUAGUAGAAAUCACCGAUGUAUAAAGAAAAUAAACAGUAAAUAAGGAGAGAAAUCAGACUCACUCUGGUACUAAGCAGCUACCAGAACCAGCAAGCGAAGAAGACAAUGGCCUUGAUUGGUAAUUUUGGUGAAUGGUUUAGUGACAUUGUAAACGUUAUUCCACAAAUAUUUUGCCAAUCAAUAAAAAUUGUGAAAUGAAAAAAAAGUAAAACGUAAAUUUAUAUUUUUGCUGAAAAAAAUACAAAAAGAUUUUCUUAUAUAUAAAAGUGAGUUUUAGUAGAUUAUCUACAAAAUUAACAUUUUAAUAUUAUUAAAUUAUAUGAUAAUAUCAUUCUAAAAUUUUAAAUAAACAGCAAUAAUUUAUAGUGAUAAAUAUUUAUAUUGUAAAUAAAAUUAUACUAUAAUUUGCUUUAUAAUAAUCUAAGUUGACAAUCUAUUAUUUAAAACAUAUUGAAAAAUAAACUAAAUAUUUAAAAUAAGAAGUACAUUAUUAUUAAUAAAUUUUAGUUAUUUGAUAUUUUGUAAUAAUUAGUUUAAUUAUUAAUAAUUAUUUUUAUUAUAAUAAAGUAAAUAUCAUAUAUAUAUAAAUUAUUUAAACAGUCUAUUAUUCCACAAUUCCAAAAUAUUAAAUUUUCUCCAAUUUCAUUAUUUUUGUCAUGUACCUAAAUUAUUCUAUGACUCUGUGGUUAAGCAAUGUUUAUCAAUUGGAAUCAAUGAAGUUUGCUGAAUAAAAAGAGAAUGGGGAGGAAAUAAGAGAAAGAGAGAAAUGUAUGUUUUGCUAUCUCUUGUUUUUUUUUCCGUCAAUAGUUAAUUUUAUUACUUUAUGGGCCAAACCCAGUAUUACAAAAAAGGUCUAAGGCCCACCAAACGAAAUCCUAGAGAAAAACUAAAAACGGCGCCUCCGUUCGCUCACAGCGUCCCCCCGCUUCCAGCCAUCACCGGUGAUCAACCCAACGAUCCACCGGAAAACACCGUCACUCACUGGCUUCCCAACCUCUUCGCCGCAAACGCUUCCAACCGAGAGUUCUCAAUAGUAGAGAGAGUCAAUCGGUAACCCGAGAUCUCAUCCGCCUCCUUUCGUCACUGGAACUGGGAAGAAAGCUUCGCCGACACAACCAACCCUUCAACAUCGGAUAGCUUCGAUCGUCUUCCGACGAGAACUCCUCCGACUAGACCAAACCGAAACCGCAAAAACCAAAGAUAAAAACAAACCCUAACAAACCUAGGGGACUAAACGUCGGCGGUGCAAGGCAAAGACCGCCUUCACCCCCCGGAAACUGAAGCCGGCGAAAGUGGAGCUAACGAAGCCUCCGCCUCCCGGAAACUAGACCGGCGGCGAUGGAUCUAUGAAAGCCUCCACCUCCCGGGAAACCCUAAUCUGACAAACCGACAUCACCCCACCUCACCCUGUCGCGUCGUUACUCAAGCCACCGCGCCACCGCGUGUGUCUGUUCACUCCCCGAGUUGACAACUCCGGAUGGGAACUAGACAGAGCUCCGACAAAACAAACAGAGAGAGGAGGUAAAGAAGAAGUCGGGGAACGUUUCUAACCAAAAGAAAAUGGGCUCCGGCGACGGCACGGACGCUCACGCGCCGGCCGUACGCCGGACCCAAAACCAGAUCUGCUUUUCUCUCUCUCUUUUCUCUCCAACCCAACCCCUUUUUCAAUAUUAGAAUCUGGACCUUGUUGCUAUCUCUUGUUCUCUAAUUCUCUUUUAAUAUUUUUUAUUAUUUUAAUUACUAGAUGCACGGAUCACUUAAUAUGUACAUUAGGCCUAAUGUGCAUAUCUAACUACUCUUUUAAUUUAUAUAGUUACAUAUAUGUUUCUGUCUUCCUCGGAAAAAAGAUGGGGUCUACGGCACUAGAUUGUUCAAUGUUAAGACAAAACGGAUCAUUUACUCCAAUAUUUUGGAGAAAAUAACUUUGUAGCAUGAAGCAAUUGAAAAUAAAUAAUCUAUUACUAUUACAAAUGAUUUAUUGAAGAUAACAUAUAAAAGUGAGUAAUUAUUCAAAUAUAAUUUUUAUUGAUAAGGAUAGUUUUAAUGAAAAACUAAAGUUGAUUUGUGCAUCCGCGGAGAUAGUCGUUUUUAUCUUUUCAGUUUCCUAUUUAAAAACAUUUAUCUUAUAUAAAUAGUAAUAUAUACUUUUAAAAUUUAUAUGUAUUAAAUAACUGUUUAAUAUAUUUUUAAACAAAAUCAUUUUAUUAUUUAUAAUAAAUAAUUUUAUUUUUUGAUCCGUCAACCGCUAUACCUAUAUUUUCAAAAUAUAACAUGUGUGUUUGUGCAUUGAUUAAAUAUAAUUUAUUGUUUAACUAAAUUAUAAGAAGCCUUUUUAAAUAAGUAAUAUAUAAUUUGUUGUAUUAUAUUUUAGAAAAAUGUAUUAAUUAAACUAUAAAAGAAAAGAAUACUAAAAUGUAAAUAAAUUUAUUACUUUAUUGGCAUAUGUUUGUAAAUAAUUUGAAAAAACUAAGGGGUAAUUUGUUUUUGUACUUCUAUUUUAAUAGUAUAGACGUGGUUAAUUAUAUAUAAACUUAAUGUAGAGGAUUGAAAGAAACAAUUUACAAUAGUCCGUAAAAAAAUAUUGCAAAGAGGAGAAUUUACAUCAAACUAUUGAAUCUAGCAGUUCUAGUAUAUUUUGUGAAAACAUAAUAGAAAGUGGGUGUUAAAUAAAAUAUGUGAGACACAAAUAAAUGCCUUCUGAUUCAGACCAUCAUUAUCCUCCUGUCUCUUUGGUCUUAAAAUUUAAUUAUCAUAUUAAAUCAUUUAUCAUUUGCUUUAUUAGCCUACAGAUUAUUUCUUUUGGUGUUAAAUUAUUUUGUUCCUUAUUUUCUCAAGGAAAUGUUUAUUUUUAUCUUACUUUUAGCUAUCGAUUCAUUUCCCAGCCCGUCAUGUUCGGGAAAAAAGGACCGACUUUUGUAGACAGUGUUUAUAAAAUUGGACUAGCUGGUCACCAGAAGGCUAUGGGAUCACUGGAUUAGCCCAUUAAUCUAAUUUAUUAAAAUUAUAAAUAAAAUAAUUGAUAAAUAGUAGUUUAGUGAUUUCCUUUAGAGGAGAAUUUGCUUGUAAAUCCAAAGUCGAGAAAUCAAAAUUUCUCAAACGUUAAAUAUAAACAAGUUAAAAUGGUAUUGUCUUUUUAAUCUAACAGAAAAUCCAGUAAGUGUGGGAUAAUCGACAGCUAUAUUUACCCUUUUAAGUUGACAAAAAAAAAAUAUUUACCCUUUUAAGGUCAGUGAUGUGUUAAAAAAUCCAGACCACCCCAAACUAUAUAAAAAACUUGUAUGUUUUGUGGAAGUAAAAUGUUAAGUUUUGUAUCCAAUUUUUAUUUUGAAAAUAUUACUAAAGGUGGCUAAAUAUCUAUAAAUUUUUGUUUGAUUCAUUAUCCAUUUUCAUUUGAACCGAAAAUUCAGAUUUUCGUAACUCUACAAAGCAAAGAAAAUACUACUAUGCAAUAUUAAUAAAAAUGAUCAAAUCAUAAAUACUAAUAUUUUAUGAACAAAUAUCCAGUAUGAUUCGUUAGAUGCAUAGAUGCAUAUAUUUACAUAAUUAUAUAUGCUAUAAUCAUUAUAUUUUAUGUUAGUUUUACAGUAUUUUUACUUAUUAAAUUAAUUAUUUAGUUACUAGAGUUUAAAAAGUAAAUAACUUUUUUUCUGUAAUAAAAUAUUAUUAUUUUAUAUUAUCUUUUGAUUUUUUAUUUUAUUUAUACAGAUCGAAUCAAAUAUCUAGUUAAAAACCGGAUAUCGGAACACCGAAUAUUCAGGUAGCUACGCAGCGAAUCAGAUCAAACAAUUGAUUAUUCAAAUGAAAUGGAUUGGAUCACAAAUACCUCCAUAAACUUGGAUAUUUGAUUCUUGUCCACCCUAAUAAUUACAAUAACUAGCAGAGAUGGUGAAGAAAUAUAAACAUCAAACUUGCAAUGCACAAGAACAAGAAAAUAUAACUGGAAGAUAUUACCCCGAUCAAAAAUUAGGUUGCUAACGAAACGAUGAAGGACCUAAAACACAUGAUACAACAUAAUAGUCGAGCCUUUUGCAACAAAUAAGCCGAAAGAUAAGGCACCCUCAAACUCCAUAAGCAUGGUGCCCACAGCUUUCAAGAAUUCUAACUGCUUCAUACUGGUUAAGAAUCCAAGCACAGACCCACAAAGUAACCGGGAAUAGAAGAAACCAGCAGUGUGAGGAAAAAUCUAUAAUCAAGGAUGCCGUCAUUUGGGAGAAGAAGCUCAAGGUUACAACCUCAAACUCUAUCAAAUGUGACCCUAUACACCCAUUUAACCGAAAGAUCCAUGUAGAGAAGACCAGAAGCAAAAAAAAAUCCUCUAGAGAAACCAAAUACCAAGCUACAUAUAAGGCUGAUGUCUAACUAACGCACACAAACUACACAACAUAAACCAUAACUUCACUGAUACACUAAGAUUGAUGGAGCUUUUAUUGGGAGGAGAUCCAGACCGCCAGCACAGUCAUUGAACCUGGAGGAAAAAGACACAAACGACAAACACCAUGGCCGAACACACAAACACAGCAGAAGCAAACCUUAUCGAAAAUUGUGUCACCGUAGACAACAACAAGCAGCGUCAGCGACUAAACCUCCACAGCCUCCAUGCGCCACCACCAAAGGGACCCAGUGCAGAGAAGUGAAAUCAGAGAUCCAACAAGAAACUACUGAUCACAUGCCCAACGAAAAACUCACCUUACCCCCAGCCAAACCACACCGGAAGCAGAGACAGUCCUAGAAGAGACUCUUUGUUGCCUUUCGUGCCAUCACACUCAGAGAGGACCACCACAUGCUCGGAAGACAACUGAGAUACCGAUUAAAGUAGAAGGCGAAUCUAAAGAGAGAGAUGUUGUCCUCUAGUACCGCCAAUCCACCGAUAAGGCUGUCAAAUCUGACGAGGAGAAUACCGUAAAUAAUUUGUAGAAAACCCAUAUACCACGAGACGAAGAGACAGAGAUCUGAGAUGAAGAGAGACCACAUCCUCUGAUGAUAACGAGAGGACAGUGGCUGCCGGAAGAAACAAAGACGAUGCACUGAAACACUCUAAGAAAAAAUGAAAGUUGGGAAAAAAGAAAAAAAAAAGAAAAAUAUGUAGAAUUAAAAGAUAUAUAAAAAUACUAUUUCGAAAACACAACUUGUAUCAUGUUAAACAAAUUCAUUAGAUAUGGACACAAGCUGGAUAUUUGAAUUUUCUCCUUUUUUCGCCACUUGACUUGCCUCGUAUAUGACAAUGUUUCAAACAAUAAGAUAUAAAUUUCAAACGAUAAGAUAUAAAUGAACUUUUUUAGUUUAACAAACACAAGAACACGUCCAAAUAAAUCGUGUAGUUAAUUUUUUUGUAAGAGUUCGUAUUUGACUUACUUGCAAGUUUCAAUUUAAAAGACUUGCUACUUGUCUCGACUGUAUAUUGUUGGCUUUAGCAAAUAACGGGUAAGAGACGAGUGUCAACUGUCAAGUAUUUAGUCCAACCCAAAAACUCAUAUCUUAAUAUAAUCAUGGACUAUUCUAAAACAAAGGUAUUUUAAAAUCUAAUACUAACAUUAUAAUUUAACAGUUUCAACCACUCUAAAUUGUAAAACUAAAAAGCACAGUAAAUCCAUAAAAUUAUAUUCAGAUUGAAUAUUAAUUUUAGCUAAUAAAUUGCUAAAACUAGUCAACUACGAAACAAAUUUAACUAUAUACCUUCGAAUAAAACUUAAUUUAAUGAAACUAUAGCGUACAACUAAAUUUCAAAAUUUAUCAAACAGAUAAAUUAAUCAUGGUAUCAAAUAAAGGGAAAGAGGAAAACACGUUAUUGUUGUUGAAUUUCAGACAUUCAAACAAAAGUAAAUAACUGAAGAUUUGAUUCGCCGCAUAGGGGUGAUAUCGUGAAUUUAUGCAAGGUUUUCGGAUCUAAAAAAUAAAACAUCUCGUUUUAAAUAUAUAAUAACACUUCCAAUGUAUUUUGUUAAUUUAUUAAAAAAUAUUAAAAAAAACUCUAAAAAAACAGAAAUGAGUUUUGCUCCAAUAUAUUUUUCUAAAAUAUCAAUUUUCAUAUAUAUAAUAAAAAAUAUAUAAAUACUAUUUCUUUAUUUAUAAAUAGAGGGAGAAAAAAACAAUCUCUACUUUAGAAAAAAAUAGAGAUGAAUUAGAAUCAUUUUGUCUUUAAAUGCUAUUAUAAAGAUAAAAUAGAAGUGAGUUAGAGAUGCUAUAACAAGUCCAAAUUCUCAUGUUGAUUGCGGUUUUAUUUGUUUGACCAGCCGAUUCUGAUUUUUAAAAAAAUUAAGAAAAAUAGUUUCCGAAAAAUCAAAUUUUUUAUUAUGGUUCAGGAAUUCUAUAAUUUAAAUUAAAAAUUGUUAAAUAAUACUCCAUAUUCCUAAAAGAUGUAUGAUGUGUGUUUACACAUAUUACUAAAACAGAAUAAAUUUUGAUAAUAAAUCUAUUAUUUUUUGUAUUUACCAAUUUCUCAUAUUUCUAAACCAAUAAUAUUUUAAAAGUUUUAGGGAAUUUGAUAUAACUAGGGUAAAUAAGUUUUGUGGGUGUCUGUAGUGUGACUUUGAGUUUUAGUUUGUACGUUAAAUUUAGAUUUAUCUUUCAAUGAUAUAUGGACUUUCUGUGAUUGGAAGGACGCCUAUAUAUAUAUAUUUAGAAAACAUUGAAGGAAAAUACAAUGAAGGCAAGAUUCCGAAAACAUAGGGUAUAUAUAUAUAUAUAUAUAUAUAUAUAUAUAUAUAUAUAUAUAUAUUUACAACAAAAGGCUAUACGAAAUUAGGCAGAUUCCGAGAACUGCAUGUCAGUUUAUCAGCCAGUUUGUUUUGUGCUUUUGAGAUAUGUUGGAUAGUAAAAGUCUAAAACAAUUCUUUACAUUGCAAAAGUUCCUCCAUAUGUGUAGUAAACGUCGAUCAUUCUAAAUAUAUCAGGCAGAAGGUACAAGGCAUCAGUAGUGAAAUAUAAUUCAUUAUCCGAAAAUCUUUUUAGCAGACAAUAGUUUGAAAUAUAUAUUUCUUAUCCGCAAAAUAUUUACCAUUUUUAUUAAUUACUAGUACAGAGAAUAGAAUAUGUAUUGUGCACAUUAUGACCACUUUCAAUGCCAUCCAUUCGAAUGGUUGCUCAAAAACGUACUUAGAAACCGCGUGCAUAAAGCUUUAUGGCAUCCUGUGCGUUGUAGUAAUGUCUUGCCUAAAAUAUAUAAAAUAAUGAACAACAAGAAAAUACAAGACAAAUAUUAAAAUCAUACUACGAAAAUGGCAUCUAAAACUCAAAUUUUUGUUCCUCAGUGAACAUAUUUGAAUUCGCAUAAUAUUUGUUUAUUACUAGAAUGCGAAACUAGGCCUAUGCGAAACUAUAUUCUUUGAUAUCAAACAAAAUAUGGAAAGUUUCUGUGGUUAUGCAAAAUAUAGUCAGUUAACUAUGUGUUAAAGCUUAACAUUUUACCAAAAAAAAAAACUAUGUGUUAAAGCAUAUAUAUAUAUUUUGUUUUUGUUUGCAAUAGAACGUUGAACGCUUUUAAAAUAUUACAAAUUGAAGUUUAUUAUAAAAUUUGAUGAACCUGCUAUAGAUUGCAUUUUUUUUUUUUUGCACACUUCGGUUUCUUGAAUUACAUUUCAAAUUAAUGCUAGGACAUUGCCGCCACUUAAGAAUUUGCAAUAUGCAAAAAGAACACUGUAAACAUUAUUUCUACAUGCAUAUGCAUUGUAAUUUUGUAUUUCUGGAAGUGGAUUAUAAAGAACAUCAAUCCAUGUUCUGAUUGGCAAAAACUUACAUUACUUUACUGCUAUAGCAUGGUUUUGACAUCCGCAAUUGUAAUAUGUAACAAUGAAAAUCAAAAUUUGAUUGGUUGUUGGUGUUCUUCUUUUUACGAUUCUUUAAGAUUGAUAUGUUUUCAAAAUCUCAUUACCAUUCGAAAAAAACAUGGUGGAAAUCGAGCUGGUCCUAUCUGAGUUCACCUUUUGUGUCUCUCGGCUCCUAACUUAUUUUUGGUCCAUUACAAACUACUUACUAUUUCAGGUUAUCCAAUGAACAAUACCCAAAUUACCCUUAACCGUUCAUCUAGUUCGUUACAAGCUUCACUCAUAGUCAUAGAUGAAACAUUUGUAGUUGUGGACAGUGAUACAAGAAGCUCCGGCGACCAGAAAAGUAUUGGUGAAUAUAUUCCGGCGAGAACAUAGGUCCCCACGUGACACUAGAUUUACCUCCCUAAAAGCACAAGUUGAAGAAGCAUAGGAUAAAAAAAUUAGAACAUGUGAUUUGGUUUUAGGAAGGAUAUUUGAGAAUGUGCUUUGUGAGGCAUCAUCAGUAGGAGCAAGCAAGCCUAGUCAAAUAUAUUCCUCUCUUUCUCUGCCUUUUCUUUUGUCCACUAUAAAACAAACCUCAUCGUCCUCUCUUGCCCUACACUCAACAAAACAAACACACUCUCUUCUUCUCAAAUUUAAGACUUAAGAGAGAAAAGAUAUGGUGAAGUUCACUAAGCAGUUUGAGGGGCAGCUUGUGCCUGAAUGGAAAGACGCCUUUGUCGAUUACUCUCAGCUCAAGAAAGACCUCAAGAAAAUCCAUUUGCUAACCAAUGGAGUUGAGAACAAACACACAGAAACUUCUCUCAUCAAAACGAUCAAGUCUUCUUUAGGAAACAUUUCCCUUUUCGGUAACAAGGAACGGGAACACUCUAGAGCCAUCAAAGUUCAUAGAAAGCUUGCUUCUUCAGGAAGUAACAGUGACGUGUAUGAGACGGAACUUCUGGAGAAGGUUGCUGAUGAUACCCAUGCUGCGAAAGAGUUCUUCACGUGUCUGGACACACAGCUUAACAAAGUGAAUCAGUUCUACAAGACCAAGGAGAAAGAGUUCUUGGAGAGAGGAGAGUGCUUGAAGAAGCAAAUGGAGAUACUCAUUGAGCUAAAAGAUGCUUUUAAACAAAAGCAAGCCAAUGGAGAGUCUAGUCAAGAAUCAAAAGAAGAUGACUCCAUAUCAUGCACCAUCCUAUGUGAGGAAGACUCUAUCAGGAGCAGAUCAGAGCAAACAGAGCUUCAAGAAUCUUGCUUAGAGGAUUUGGAAAACAAUGGGACAGAAGCAUUGGAGUCUUCUAGAUCAGAAGAACAAAUCAAAAUCAACAACGAGAACUCGAAGUUGAGGACGGUUUCUGGUCGAGUUUUCAGCUGCCAGGGGAAGAAUCUCACGAUAAAGAUUCCACUGACAAACCCUUCUCGUACAUUCUCAGCUAUAAGUUACAUGAUCAAAGAAGAUUUGAUAAACCAAUCAUCGUCGAAGAAAAGUGGUCCAGAUGGAGUAAACAAGCUAAGAAUCAGCAAGAAAAAACUAAGUCACGCCGAGAAGAUGAUCAAAGGUGCUUUAACAGAACUCUACAAAGGGUUGAAUUAUCUCAAAACUUACAGAAACUUGAACAUGUUAGCCUUCAUGAACAUUCUCAAAAAAUUCGAUAAGGUUACUGGAAAACAAAUCCUUCCAAUAUAUCUCAAAGUGGUUGAAAGUUCUUACUUCAACAGUUCAGACAAGGUAAUAAAUCUAUCAGACGAAGUUGAAGAGUGGUUCAUCAAGCACUUCGCAGGAGAAAAUCGCAGAAAGGCAAUGAAAUAUCUGAAACCGCACCACCGUAAAGAGUCUCACUCUGUCACCUUCUUCAUUGGUCUAUUCACUGGUUGCUUUGUUGCUCUUCUUGCUGGCUACAUCAUUGUGGCUCAUUUGACUGGAAUGUAUAGAAAAUACCCUGAGAACACUUUCUACAUGGAAACUGCAUAUCCUGUACUAAGCAUGUUUGGGCUCUUGUUUCUACAUUUAUUCUUAUAUGGUUGCAACAUAUUUAUGUGGCGAAAAGCAAGGAUAAACUAUAGUUUCAUAUUCGAACUUGAGUCCGAAAAUGAGCUCAAGUUCAGAGAUGUGUUCUUGAUAUGUACCGCUUCAAUGUCUGUGAUAACCGGUGUCAUGUUUGCUCAUCUCUCGCUUCUCGCAAAAGGUUACUCCUUUGGACAAGUUCAAGUGAUCCCUGGACUUUUAUUACUGGUCUUCUUCUUAAUACUUAUUUGUCCCAUAAACAUUUUCUACAAAUCAAGUCGUUACCGGCUUAUAUCAGUCAUCAGAAACAUUGUCUUCUCACCUCUUUACAAAGUCUUGAUGCUCGAUUUCUUCAUGGCUGAUCAACUUUGCAGCCAGGUACCGAUGCUAAGGAACCUUGAAUACAUAGCCUGCUACUAUAUGACAGGUAGCUACGCAACACAGGACUAUGGAUAUUGUAUGAGAGUCAAGUACUACAGAGAUCUCGCCUAUGCAGUUUCCUUCCUCCCAUACUACUGGAGAGCAAUGCAGUGUGCAAGGAGGUGGUUUGAUGAAGGCGAAACGAGCCACCUAGUGAACCUAGGGAAGUACGUGUCAGCGAUGUUAGCUGCUGGAACCAAAGUGGCUUAUGAGAAAGAGAGGAGCAUUGGUUGGCUCUGCCUUGUGGUGGCUAUGUCAAGCAUAGCCACAAUUUACCAAUUGUAUUGGGACUUUGUAAAAGAUUGGGGUUUACUUCAACGCAAUUCCAACAACCGUUGGCUUAGGAACCAACUCAUGCUUCGCCAAAAAUAUAUUUACUACUUCUCCAUGGUUCUAAAUCUUGUUCUGAGGUUGGCAUGGCUACAAACAGUUUUGCACUCAAGUUUUGAGCAUGUGGAUUACAGAGUUACAGGAUUAUUCUUGGCUGCUCUUGAAGUUAUUAGGAGAGGACAUUGGAACUUUUACAGAUUGGAGAAUGAGCACCUAAAUAACGCAGGGAAGUUCCGAGCUGUGAAGACAGUACCACUUCCUUUCAGAGAAGUUGAUGAAGAAGACUGACCUGAUGGAAUAGGUUAUCAUUAAUAUUAUUAGCUUUGUCAGAGAUUUGGAAGAACACGAGAAGAAAAAGGAACAGAAGGAUCUGUUAUUUUCUUGAUCAACCAUGUAUUUGUGAUCUGAUCAGGAAUCUUUUGAAUUACUGUUAUUAUUAUUCUUGUCCGAAAAUUGAUGUAACUAUGAAGAAUCUUAUUUCUCCCUUCUUUCCUCAUGGUUCUUCAUAAAAAAAAAAGGAGAAAUACGAAAGAGUUUGUCUUAUUUUCUUGAGAAUUGCCAGUUAAAUUAUUUUGUAACUUCAAGGUUGUAGUGUUAAUAUUUAAGAUAGCCAAUGCAAAUCUAAAUUGGCGAGACAAAUAUGUGCUGAAAAUUAGAACAUACCUUUUAAAAACUAAUAUUACUUUAAUUUCAUGUUUCUAACUGUAAGGACAUAAAAGUAUGGGAAAUUGGAGUCUUUAUACAUAAGAAAAGGAAAAAUUAACUCCAUACCCAUAACAUCACUUUGGCUACUAUAUGUUAUAUAUUGUUGUGUAAAGUGCCAAAAAUAACCUUUUCUGCGCGUGUAAACAUCAACGAGUAUUAUUAUCUUGCAAAUUGAAAAAUUGUUUCUACUUUACAAACUCUUGCAUACAGCGAAGAAGGGAGAUUUGAAGAGUGUGCGUGCUUUCGGUCGUGCGGUAUAAGUAGGAUAUUGAGAGUUAGGGUUUCAGUGGUUUUUUUCAAUUUUACGGCGGCACAAUUGAGUUUCCAAACCCAACAAAUCAAGGUAAGUUUGAUUUGAUUUCAUAGCAUUUGGGUAUAUAGUCUAAGUUUCAAGCUGAUCUCGUCUUGUAUCUGUGGGUGAUUAUAUAUAUCAGGUGUCUGGUUUGUUGGGUUGGAGAUAGUGAAAACAGACGAUGGAUUGAAUUGGGGAAGAUGAACAGUAACGUUGUGCAAUGUACUCUAUUCUAUUUUAUAAUUACAGUAUAGUAUGUUACAAUUCUUCUCCUCCUCUUCGGUAAAGUGUAUCUCCUUUGCCUUAUGAUUCUUCUCCUUCACUACUCCAUCAGCUUUGUUGUCUUAUCCUUCAGUAUUGUCGCUAAUAUAUAGCUUUCACCUUAUUUAUAUA